GACACACCACGGCCCCGGGGCGGGCCCUGUCAGGGGCUGGGUGCGGCCCGCGCCGGCGCCGCCACCGCCGGUAGCGGGCCGGGCCGAGGGGCCCCGAUGUCUCCGCGAGCGGCCCCGCCGCGGUUCGGGCCGCUGCAGUUGGCACUGGCGGUGGCGGGGACGGCGGCGGCCACGCUGGACCUGUGCAUGGACGGGUGGGUGGCGGCGGAGUACGCGCGGCGCGGCCACCCCGGCUGGGCCGCGCUGUCGCUGUCGCUGCUCGCCGCCGCCUCCGCCGCCGCCCAGGCCUGCAGCUGGCUCUGGCUGCGCUCCGACCCGCCCGCCCUGCGCCCCGCCGUGCCCUUGGCGCUGCUCGCCGCCCUGCACCUCCUACAGCUCGGCUUUUUCUUUAGGUGCCUGCACGCCCUCAGGGUGGGCUGGAGGGUGUGCUGGGCAAAGGCGGAGGAGGAGGAGGAGCAGAGACACAUGGCCUUCCUCUCCCACGACAUCAGCAUGCUGCGUCUCUUCGAGACCUUCCUGGAGAACACCCCGCAGCUCACCCUGCUGCUCUACAUUAUCCUGCGGACAAACAAGGCUGAGCUCUCCCAGGGCCUGGGGAUGGGCACUGCGUUCCUGUGCGUGUCCUGGUCUCUGCUGGACUACCACCAGUCCCUGCGCUCCUUCCUGCAGGACAAGCACGAGCUGAGCCGCGGCUCUUCCCUCAUCUACUUCCUGUGGAAUCUCUUCCUCAUCUGUCCCCGGAUCCUGGCAGUGGCUCUCUUUGCCCUGCGCUGGCCCUACGGCGUGGCUGUCCACUUCCCACUCGUGUGGCUGGCCAUGUUCCUGUGGGUCAGCCUGCAGGGCACGGACUUCAUGGAGUCAUGGGGCCCCGAGCAGCUCUACCGGGCCAUGGUGGCCGUGAUCCUCUACUUCAGCUGGUUCAACGUGGCCCGGGGCAGGACGCUGUACCGCAGCAUCAUCUACCACAGCUUCAUCCUGGUGGACAGCACGCUGCUGGCCCUCGCCUGGCUCUGGGACCAGGCUCCCUCGGAGGAGCACUCCUACCUCAUCCCGGUGGUCUCCGCUGCCCUGCCCUGCUACCUGCUGGGGCUGGGGCUGAGGGUCACCUACUACAAGUGGCUGCACCCCAACGUGCAGGUGCAGCAGGAGGGCAGGUCCGACGAGGUGGAUGCCAGCGCAGGCAGUGAUGAGGCAGAGUUCCGCUCGUUUUUGAAACCGGACCUUGUGAACAGGAGGAUGCAGUGGCUGGCCCAGACCCACUUUGCCUUAUCCCAGCCCGCCCUGAAUGGGGCUGCUGCUGUGGAGUCUGCUGUCUGAGGGCAGCUCCUCUAAAGGGACAUGAGGGGGGAGGUAGACCUGCUGGUUGUGCCCCUCUUGUGCCCCCCAGGCUGUUGUUUUGGACAGCUGGAGGGACCUGGCAGAAACCAGGGGUGAUGUGGAAACACCCGAUGAGUCCCAUGGCACUCAAUGUGGCUCCCAUGGCUGUACCCUCAAGGAAAGCCACAGUGUUUGUGGUGAGUCUGGCACAUUGUGGCAUAUGCCUGCACUGCUGUGCCAGCUUUUCUUGUUAUUUAUUACUAGUUUUUUCAAAAACGAAAAAUGAAAACAAGAGCAAUGGUUUAUUUUCUCAGUGCCUCUCCUGUGCCUGCUGCUGUCAUUGCUGUGCAGGGAUAUGGGUGGUGGGGCAGGGAGAGUUGUUUCCUCCAUGGUUGUGGCUAUCUGACCUUUCUGUUCCCAGCUAGGAGUUUCCUCCUUGUGUGUUAGUUUUGGUGUUAAGGUCAAAGCUCACCUGUUAUCUCUGUGUUGAGGGAGGGAUGGGGAAGGAGCAGAUGUGUGCUGGGAGGAGCGGCUGCAGGGUGGCUCUGGCUUAUUAUGGACACCUCCUGCUCCCUUGGGUGGCAUUCCCAGCUGUCGAUGUCAGCAGUGGGGGCAGUGCUGUGCCAGCUCUGGGCACAGACACCCACCACUCCCCAGGUGGGGCUGCCUCCUCCCAGCUCAGUGCCCACACCAGGCAGGCCCCAGUGCAGCCGCUCCUUUUGCUGCUGCCCAGCUGGCAGCUGUGGCACAUCCUGGCUGCCCACAGCACUGACCUCUGACUCCUUCCCCUCACCUUCCUCACAUCCCUCCUAGCACCCAGCUCAGGAGGGAACUUUCAUACCAGGGAAAGCAUCUGGAUUCAGCUGGAGGAGCAGCUGAAAUGCUGUUUCACAGGUGCUCCUGUGAGCCCUGCCCAAGGCCAGCAGCACUGCAGCAGAGGGUAAGGGAGAGGUGUUGCUGUGUGCAUAAGAAAAUUGAAUGUUCAUCCAGGAAGCACCGUGUGCCUCCCCUGGGCACCUCAGCAGGGCCCAGGAGCAGGUCCCUGCCCCACAGACUCCCCAGGGCCAUGGGGGCUCUGGUGGCUGCACUGUGACCUGUGGCACCCUGAAUGCUCCUGGUUGCUGCCAGGCCUGGCUCGGUCACAGGGGCAGGGACUGACUGAGGGGCAGAGAACAGGCUGAAGCACUGACUAUAGAAAAUAAAGACUUUAUUAUUUUUUUCCAGUUCACAGGACAGUUCCCAUUACACACCAUGGACAGGCAAAGGCCCCACAGCCAGCAGCACCUGGGACUCACCCCACGUAGCACAGCAGAGGAGGUGCUGUGGGCUCCAGGGGUCCCACUGCUCCCCACCAGUGCCAGCACAGACACCACCCCAAAAGCUGUUGGAGGCAACAAAUACUAGUGGAUCGGGUGGUUUUUAAAGCCUCUGUGGCUGUGGUGAAGCUGAAGGGGAAGGCAGCAGCACCCAGGUGAGCUCAGGUGCUCUGAGCCUGCAGGCUGACUGUCCUUCAGGUGUUCAGGUUUGCUCUCCCAUUACCUCUGACCUGACUGUAGCUGAACUGGUGACAGAGACAAGAGAAAAUCAAUGCUUGGAUAGAGAUGCUGUUCUUGCCUCAAAAGAGACAGGAAAAGGCUUAAAUUCAGCCAGUAGAGGAAAAAAUAAAAUAGCCAGGUCACCCCUUUAUUAACAAACACAGAAAUGUACCAUCAACCUCCUGUUAUAAAAGUACUUUACAUACAUUCAAGGAAACAUCAUAUAAAUACCAGUAUGAAAUGUCAGUGGCUGCGAGUUCCACACUCAGCUAAAAUUUUACCAACAUCUUAAAAUUUCCUUAAAACAUUUGAAGUAAACAAACACAAAGCACAGCCAGCUGCCAGGCAGCUCAGGCCUGCAGGUCCAGCACCUGCUGCCAGUGCCUGGGCAAACCCAGCCCCUCUCCAGCACGGCUCUGCUCAGUGAAGCACGAGGGCUGCUCGGCCGUGCCGGUGGUGGGAGGUUAAGGCACAGGUUUGAAUCCCAAAGUUCAGCCAGCUGGAGUACGAGACGUGCUCCCAACAGGCUCCUGCACAGGCUGGGACAGCUCCCACACCUGCUGACAGCAGAGCUUUGGAUGGGCUGAGGGAUGUUCAGCAUCUGCACAGACUCUUCUGUGACUACAACUGAGUCUUGAUCCUCUGGUGACAUUUCCGACCAUGGGAGCAAUGAGGUUGCUCCUCACCACAGCUCUGGCACUCCACAGGGACCCCAGAGGAACUGGACUCUAUGGAUCUAGAAGGAAGGGAGCUGGAGCGGCCUCAGCUGCCUUGGAACAGGUGCAAACACACCUGAGCUCUCCAUUUGGUGUAGACAGAGAACAUCCCUGCAUCCUGCUCCCCUUUCCAAACGCACUGCUGAGCACUCCCAGCACAGCCUGUGUGCCCCCAGGGCAGCCAAACACCCUUCCCUCUGCUGACACCCACAGCAGACUCCUCAGAUUUCCCAUGGGAUGAGCAGUUGUGCUGCUGGCAGGCAGCAGCUCCCACACAGACAGCGUGCUCCUGCUGCAGAGCUCCUGGGGAAACACAGAGCCAGCCUCCACCUGGGAUCAGAGCAAAAGCCAACACCCAGCAAGGCGCUGAAUGGAAAACAGAUCACUCCUGACUCCAGUGACCACCCUGGAGAAAGAGAAUUGCCUUUGAUUCCAAUUUCAUUAAUCUAAAAAAAAAAAAAAAACCAAACCAAA
Molecule: messenger RNA, 4042 nt
Organism: Prinia subflava (tawny-flanked prinia)
Lineage: Eukaryota; Metazoa; Chordata; Aves; Passeriformes; Cisticolidae
Gene: XKR8
Product: XK related 8
Exons: 3
Coding region: 97-1317 (406 amino acids)
Biological process (GO): engulfment of apoptotic cell; apoptotic process involved in development; phosphatidylserine exposure on apoptotic cell surface
Cellular component (GO): plasma membrane
Source: RefSeq, a predicted model, not a curated record